GACCGACCUAGGGCAUGUUCAGUUUAAAGUUUUUGACAGAGUUUUCAGAUUUCUGGUUUGAAAAUUCAGAGUCUAGUUUGGAUUCAUAGUUAUCUUUCCAAAGCAAAUAGCCACCAGUGGUUAAAAAUGCCUCCAAAGCGGGCAAAACGGGGGUCAGCAUCGAAGUCCAGCGCUGAAGCUGCAGGUAACAAGAAAUGGGAGGCUGGUCUCACCGAAGCACAACUGGAAGAGGUGUGUGUGUGUGUAACGUGUAUAACUUUGAAAUAAACUAAAGUGAUAUGUUGUUUUCUGAUAAAUGAAUGGGGAAAAAACAGACAUUUUGAAGCCAAGAGUGUCAGUUUAGCUAACAAUAGUUUAUCUGAACAGAGCCCCCGAUACAUGAAGAUUGGGCGGUGUUUGGUCCAAAGUUAACCCAGUAAUAACCGUUAUUUGCAUUGGUUGAUUGAGUGUUAAUAAGUUUCGUGCCCUGUACUACUGGGGAUUAUAUGGCAGGUGUGGCAAAAAACAAGUUUAAAGAUUAACCUUUAAGUUUUAUUUUGAAAGCAAUAGCUGCACAAACAUAGUUGCCAUGUCCGCUUUAUUAUAAGCGUCUUCGAGCUUGUUUUUGUCAGAAGUCGCUUGUAAAACUCGUGAGUCUCGGGUUGCCACUUCUUUUUUAACUAGUAGUUGCUUAUUAGGGCUUGCUUUUCUGUCCGCGUGAAUCCCCCAAUGGUUAUUUUACAGCUCCCCACAAACAUAGAUAUCUAUAAGAAAGGCUAGGUGACUUGUACUUUUUUGAGUACAAGUCAGAUGAGUGGGCGAGUGUCCCGUAGCAAAAUGGCCGCCAUGCGCGGAAGUCGGUCUCCAUUGGCCAACAGCGCGCGUAAGCCAUCUAGCGUUUAUAUAUUUAUAUCUAUGCCCACUGAAGCAAAGCAUAGCGCGAUUGCGGAAGGUAGUUUGUCCUUUCCAGACCACCGUUUCCAAACAAUUUAAGUAUCCUAAAGUUUUUAUGUUAACCGUGUUUAUUAUCAUUCUGCCGUUAAUGUAAUAAUAAUUGUUUAUAUUUUUACCAUUAACCAGCGGCCCCUGUUUUACACAAUGCGACGGGUUGCGCACAAAACGUCUCUCAUUGAUACGUUUGCUAGCUUGAUAUUUAUAUCUCUUGUUAAAGUAAUGAUUUGCUGUCUUAAGCCACACCAUUUAACUCAGUAAGUAUGACUUGGUAUCUUUUGUCAGUGUUAAUUCACAAAUGUCAUUUCAUUGUCAAGUUAAAAACACAGGACACUUAAUGUGAAAAUAGUGUAACCUGGCAGGCUGUGGUUGGCAUGUUUGGUAAGUCAGCAUAAAUGUGUUUUAAUGUUUUUUUUUCCAGGAAACAUGGCGGGCUUGUGUCUCAUUUGUCAUUGGAAAAACCCCAAAGGACGAGGAACUGAUCCAGGCCUUGGUUCUAGCUGUCCAGAAACCACUUCGCAGGCUUUUUACCCUGUUGACCUGGGACAGCACUCUUGCAAAGGUAUGGUUGAAUUGCUUUGGGGAUUUCUAUCUGCUGCUUUUUUAAAUAGCUUAUUUGCCUUUACAUUUAUUUGUUAAGUUAUGUAUAAAACCUAUCUUUGUACAGGUUUUCUGUGUUUUAAUGCAUUAUUGAUAAAGGUUUUGUUCAACUUUAUUGUAGAUCCAAGAAUUGGGGAAUCCUAAAGCCAAAAAACCUGAUGAUGUCCCCAAGUUCUACGAGGUAGCUUUCAGAUAAGUCCAUUGAUAUCCUGUCACAAAGAAUAACAACUAAAGUUGGUAUUGCAUGGACCCCUGGUGGUGUAAAAUAAAAAUUGUUGUAUCUGUUGAUAUCAGCUGAGUGGUGGUGCUGGCUUGUACGUUUUGCAGAUUAAUGAGCCAGCCAAGGUGCUGUUGGAUGCAGGAGAGGAAAUCCCCAUUGACCUGAUGGCAAAAAUACUCAAGUUUCAUCUUCUGCAAAUCAAAUCCAGUGAUCAGCAAAGGAAGGUGGAAGAGCAGGCAUGUGGUUUUUGAUCAAAGAAAUUAGAGCAAUGAUGAAUGCAGACUUUGCUGUGACUGAGAUUUGGUUGUUUGUUUUCACCUCUUUUUUGCCACUUUCUCUUUAAGGCUGAGGAGGAAAAGGCCAAGGCUGAUCGUCCCUCUGGAAAGAACAAAGAAGGGGCCAAGGCUCCUCCUGACAAUAAGGGAAAGAGGGCACCUCCAUCUGCAAAACAGUUCAAGGAGAAGACCAAGCUCAAGCGCAGAGAUGAUGUGGAACCACCUGCUUUUAUAGGCAAACCCUUUCUUGUGUCAUAGAAUCCAUGUAGUGUUCAGGCUAAAACGAGACAACUGCUGCUACUGCUUUCUUUUGUGUAUAGAAUUGUAGUGUGACAUUUUUUUUUUUUUAAAUUUUGUCAAGAAGUUCAGGAGCAUAAAUUAACUGUGUUUUGUGUUUUUAUAUAUUUUUGGACACAGAUGAUGAGCCAGAAGAUGGUCCUCAAUGUUACAUUCUGGUGCUUGGUUUCUACCAGCCCCAACUGAUCAGGGCGCUCGAUGCCAUCGGUGUACAUGUGGCUAAUGUCAUUCAGUUGUGUUCAGAGCACACAGAGGAUUCGGAGGGGCUGCAGGAACAACAUGCAUGUGAGGACAAGGAGCCGAGUCCAGGUUUGGAUUCAGGUAUCAGGCUUUUGGUCGUUAUUAUGCACAAUAGAGAGCUGCAGACAAUACUUCACUCUAUAUUCAAUUCUUUUAUUUUAUUAUUCCAUUUUGUCAUCAUUUACACAGCAUCCUGACUUUUCUAGAAUCAGGGCUUUACACAACCUGUCAUUAUUUCUUCUGUGUGGCAGAAGCAGAAGUUUCUGAGGCCGCUGAAGUGAAGAAGUUGGAUCUCUUCUGGUCAGGUUUGAGACCAGUUUUGGACUGUGAGCCGCCUGAGUCCAAGCUCCAUAAUGUGGUUCAGCUACGAUACACUGUCCAGGAUUUUGUACUUCCUUUCCACAAACAGGACCCUGAGGCUGAGGUAAGUUGACUCUGCUCUUUAUCUGUCUGACUCACUUUCGUUUUUGAUGCUUUUUGCCAUCAUAAACCACGUUUGUUUUUCCUCACUGUUUUUGCUGUGCCAUUGUAUACUCUACAUUCUCCUCAAAUGUAUUUCUUAUCUGUGUGUCCAGUUGUUGAUGGGCAGCAAAAUCUUUGAGGGUGUGGCUAAUCUUAUCUAUGACUGUCUGGACUGGCGCAGGCAACAUCAGCACUACCUGGACAGCAUCAGACUCAUCAGUGUGCCCACAGUUAAGGGCUUGGAUCUACAGCCUGCAGAGGUACACACACACAUACAGUACACUAAAAUGCAUGCAUGUCCCUGGGAAACAACAGAGUGGCAGAUAGUUGUUAUUUUCACUAUAAAUGGAAGUGCAGGUUACCCACUGAGCAUUUUGGGGUCUAAAAGAGGUCUAAUAGACGUCUAAAUGUAGCCUAGAUGAUUGGUCUAAAAUCAGGCUACCACAGGUCUAAAGAUGAAAGUUUUUUUCGACGUCUAAAUAGUUUGUGAAAUACAUAAUAAGUCAACAAGUUUUAGCUCAACCCACUUCACGAUGUUUCCCGCUGUGCUGGUCUCGGUCACGCUGAGUUAACGGUGAAGCACCAUGUAAUAUGCAAGCUAAAGUUAGAGUUAGCCGUCUGCUAUUAGCCUUGCUACACUGUUAGCCAGUAACAGUAGAAUAAACAACAGUACACAUUACGUGAUCGAGUUACGACGCGGGGGGGUAAAAAUGCUUUUCUGGUCCGAGUUUGAUCAGUCAGUCUUCCUUUUUAUAAUUUCAUUAAAAAAAAUUAAAAAUCGGCUGAUUAAUCGGUAAUCAAAUUCCCCCCCCCUUAUUAAUCGGUAUGGGCACUGGCCCCCAAAAAUCCAUAUCGGUCAGGCCCUACACUGUAUGUUGCUCAAUGGCUAUUAUAAUUAUUUGGUUUAGUACUUGGAGAUCAGUGAUGCAACUCACAGUUGCUUUUUGAAAUAAGUAGUUAUCAGAUAAUGGGUGAAAGGGGAACGUCUAAAUUCCCUCUAAAAAUAUACAGAAUCUAGAUGGUUGAAAUUAGGUCUAAAAAAAGCUGGAUGUCUAAUAGCUGUCUAUUGCUCAGUGGGUAUUUUCUGAAGUGUAAGAAUUCUUGUUUUUAUCAAAAUGAUAAGAGAUGGUAGAUCGGAUCCUUAGAUGAUAUUUAAAGAGAAACCAUCUUCAAAACUCAGUGGAACAGCGCCUGAGGGAAAAACACAGGCUUAGCAGAGGAUGGUUUCGAUCCAUCGACCUCUGGGUUAUGGGCCCAGCACGCUUCCGCUGCGCCACUCUGCUGCACAUUCCAUGCGUGCUUCAGAUCCCUCUUUGUAGCUUGCUGGCUAGCUUGCUCUGUUGGUUAAAAGGUGUUUUCAUUUUUAUAUUCCUGGAUGUUUUGGUAACAGUUACCAAAUCAAACUAACUCUAAAAUGCGUCUUAUUCUGUUUUUGUGUGUUUUCUGAAGAAAAAAUCAGCACGAGAGAGAAAUACUAAAGUACAAGGUAAAACUUUCAAUUGCAGUAUCUUAUGAAAUUGUCUUCCUCUUAAACAAACUCACUCUAAGACAACAACUAAACAUGUUCUUUCUGUCCUCCUUUCUGUGUUGACAGGGACAGGGCAGCUGCUGCUCUCAACAGACGUGGAUAUGCGUUACUACAACAACCUACUUGACCUAGUUCCCCCAGAAGCCUGCUCUGUGCCUCUAAUCUUACACAGCAUGGUGGAACAGGUCUGUGUGCUGCACACCGUUGUUUAGUUCAUUAAAUUUGAAACCAUCUUGUUUCAUUUGUGGCCUUUUUGUGCUUUCAGGUAGUGGUUUCAGAGGAGCAGCCCACCGUGUCCCAUCCAGAUGAGAUACCCAAACCUCACAAUGGUCCGGGGUUAGACUAUCAGGUUCUCAGCUGCAUGUUGACAAGCUUCCUGCCUCUGUUUGACACAGAUGAGGACAAGAGCCAACUGUUUGAGUACAUGCUGACCAAAGCGCAAAAUGAGGAGGACAAGAAGGUGUCACAUGCAUGCAGAAACACAUACACACUCAGAUCGUACAGUAUCUACAAAAUGUUUUGAGGUACAGGGUACAGUAUCUGCAGCAUUGGUGGUUCAGUGGUAGAAUUCUCGCCUGCCACGCGGGAGGCCCGGGUUCGAUUCCCGGCCAAUGCAGCUCACGUUUUCGCACGGGAGGGAACUUGCGACCCCUGCGAUCGCAUGGGAGGCUCGCACCCCCGUUUGCAGCACAAUAGCCGACCUUUGUCAGGUCGUCUGUCAUGCAAAAGGCCUGAAGAGCCUUCUCCGGCACACACGUGGUGCCUUGCGCCCGCCAUAAUAGGGGGGGAGGGUGCACUACAUUGCGCUUUGAAGCAGAGGUUGAAUGUGUGUGUGCCGGGGGAAGGGUGUAGGACUGUUUUUUGGCUUGAUUCUUCUAAAGUAGUUGUAAUAAAGAAUUAUAUAUCACCUAUAACAGCUAAAAACUUGCAAUCAAGGGAUUAUUUCAGGGGGUAGAAAGCAUUCCUGUAAUAUAGGAGUACAGUACUGCUGAAUGUAAGGUCAGAGCUGAGGUGUAAAUACAUAUACAUCCAGCAGAUGGUGCUAUAAUCACAUCUGAGAACAACUUACACAAAUGCACGCACAGUUCAGCAUUACUGAGGAAACAAGGUCUAUUAUCAUUAAAACAGAUAACAGUUGAUGUUGGUUAAUUUAACAUUAGUAUAAAGGAAAAUUGAUGUGACUCUAUAGUGUCAAAAUAUAACAUGGAGAAAUAAAUAACUUGUUUGUUUCUUUCUUGUUUUCCUGUUUAGAAGCUGGAGGACAAAUUCGGAGCAAAACAGCCUCCAAAAAAAUCUGUGCACCCCCAGGUUAUCAGGCAUCAUGAUGAGAGAGCACUGCGCUUGAGAGAUAUUGAUGCAAGUAGAUUUUAUUUGAAAAGUUAUUUCUUAUUCAUCAUUCUUGUCGAACCUCCCUGUUGAGCUCGGAACAGGAAUGUAGCAGAGGGAAUAUUCUCUAUUUUUUAUGACUGCCUGCCUCUGUUCUGAAGAUUCAGACCUCAGCUGUGCUCGUUCACUGUGUGAUUGUGUGUACGCAUGUGUGUCUUUACAGAGGAUUGAGGGUUUUGAUCCAGCAGAGGUGGAGUCGUCCAUGAUGAAACUAUCUCCAGUGUGGAAGCUGAUCCGUUCUGUGGCUCUUCAGAGUAACAGCAGCUCCUGUCGGAUGGCAAUCAAACAGCAGCUACGACACCACUGUACAGAUGGUCAGGCAUCUCUUACCUGUUUCCACACUAACCCACUCAAGCUGCUCUUAAUUAAAUGCAGCUCUAUUUCAAACACCUUUUCUUUAUAAUCUUUACUCUUUUAAUCAUGGUAUGGAGUUACUAGCCGUGAGAAAUUGUCCAGUCUUAGUUUUCUAAGCAAAAUGCCACAUAAUCCUUUUUUUUUUAAAAUAGAAUUUUAUUUGAACAUGAACAACAAUUCAACAUAGUACAAACGAAAGACAUAAACACACAAAAAAACAUUAAAAAACAAACAAAAAGAAAACAAAACCAGAGAGUCAAAUAAGUUUGUUGUUUGCAUGUUAAAAAAGGAGUGGGAGGAAGUCAAAACUUCACUAGUACCACCCUUUCACCUUGCACAAAUCAUCAAUAUGGCUAUCUUCACACUGCUGGUCAAUUCCAAUUUUUUAACCAUAUGUAACACAUAUCUGAUUUUUUUCAUCUAAGUGUGAACAGUGCAGUUCAGAUUUUUUCAAAUCCAACCCAGGCCUCUUUUGUAUGUGGAUAUAAAUUGGAUAUGUAUCCGAUGUGACUGCAGUGUGGACGCUCAGGUCGCGUUCAUCCGACCUGUACGUCAUCAACAUGCGACAAACGUCGCCAUUGUUUGACAACACAAACAGGCGCGGAAAGCAAUUUGUGCGCAUGUGGGUGAAUUCACGGACGCAUUCCGUUCACAUUAGAUGCCACAUUUGUUGUUGUAAUGUAAACGACCGCACAAAAAGAUCGGAUUUAACAAAUAUCCGAAUUGUGCAUCAUAACCUGCAGUGUGAACGUAGCCUAAUUUAUUUACCUGCUUCCAGUUAAUAAUAAUAACACUAACAAUAAUAAUCAUAAUAAUGAUCACAACAUAAACAAAACAAACAAAUAAUAUAUUAAAACAAAUGUUAAUGAAUGGAGAAGAAUGAGUUAAUAAAUAAAAAAAGAAACAAAUAAAUGGAACAAAAGAAAACGUCAACUUUCAGUGAUAUUUAUGCACUUGCAUCCUCAUACCUUUUAAAAGAUCAUAUUUUUACACUUUUUCUUAAAUUGCUGUAUGUUUGGACAUUGUUUCAAUCCAUUAUUCAGAUGGUUCCAAAGUUUCACACCAUAAACAGAUACACAAAGGCUUUUCCUUGAAGUUUUUACUUUUACAUUUUCAAAAUUAAACAAUCCCCUCAAAUUAUAUUUUCCCUCUCUGUCUGAACACCCCCUGAAUAUUCUUUGUUCUUGGUUGUCAAAUGUAUAAAAUGAUGGUUUUGGUUUCCCACAGAUGUUGUGUCAUGGCCAGAAGUGGAACAUUUUUUGCACCAGAGUGUAUUUGAAAGUAUGCCACUGACCAAACCGGACCAAAAAAGCAUCCUGCUGCAAGCUGCUGGUCCACUGGGAUCGAUGGAAGUGGCAGAACAACAAGAGUCUGUGAUAAUUCCCUGGGACAACCCACCAUGUUAUGCCAAACAGCAGCUAAAUAAUCUGCGAAAAAAAGGUCUGUUUGUGUCAUUCAGUCGUACAACAUUUUACUUUGUUUAAAAUGCAGUUUGUUAAAAGAAAAACUGACUCAGAAUAUGAGAUUUCACUGACAUCUUUGAACUUUACAUGUCGCUCUAGUGAUUUUCAGCACAAUACCCCGUUAUUUUUUUCAUCCUAGGUCCAACAUUUCUCACAGAAAAUCCAGGUGAUGGAGAGGUAAUAUUUCUCAGUGUGAACAAAAGAGUAAUGUGUGUUUUUCUCUUUCCUCCCUGUGAUGUUUUACAUGUUUUUUUCUCUCCACCAGAUCAAAAGAAGAGCUCAUUGCCAGCUGGACUUAUCAGACAUUCAAAGCUGUAGACUGAGAUCUCUGUCGGACUUUCACUACGCUGAACACCACAGCGCCUCUAUCUUCCCACAGGUGACCUGUCUCGUGUUGUCUUCCAGGGUUUUUAUUCACUGGCAUCAUUAGCUGAUGUUGCACCUGCUGGUUGUGAAUUGCGUUAAAGCAUAAUCCACUACAGCUAAGGCAUAAUGCAUAUGACAGCCAUUAAAAUCUUAGCUCUCCUCAUAUGGGGCUUCUGCAGCAAAUUUCUUUUGCUCAGUAAUUAAGGAAAAUAAAAUUCUGUAGCACUAUAGAUGUGAACAAAUAAACCCUACAGUGCUACAUAAAUAUGUUUAUUAAAUUUAAGACAAAAAUGUGAAAAUCUGUUUGAACAUCAUUUCAAGUUUUGUCGUUACUCAUCGAUGACUUUUAUUUACUUCAUGUCCAGGUACUUCAGGCAGCCUCAGAAGAAUACCGCUGCCUGGACACUUUCAGAGGAGGCCUGAACAACAUCAUGUACAUCUUUUGUCACAAUCCAAUGAGCCCUUAUCGUCAGAGCAAGGAAACCUGGGAUGUAAAGCUUCACACUGACGUUAAGUUCAGGUUAGAAUUAAUAUUGAUAAAAGUGAUACCAAAAAAAGUUCAAUUUUUCUGACCAAUCUAGCACAGUAAUACCUAGAUCAGCAAAACAGUUUUUGGUAGUUUUGGCGCUGUGGGUAGGUGCUGGUCCUGUUGGAAAAGAAAAUCUGAAAAGGAAAUUUCUCCUGGUAGAUUUUAGGUUGCGUUGACCUUGGAGUUGAUGAAACACAGCUAAUGGGAUGGCACCCCAAAUCAUCACAGACUGUGCAAACCUUGUGCUGGACUUCAAGUACCUUGAGUUCUGUAUCUCUCUGAUCUUAUUCCAGACUCUUGGACCUUGAUUUCCAAACAAGAUGCAAAAUUUACCUUGUUAUGACUUUGGACCACUGAGCAAUGGUCCAGUACUUUUCUUCCUAGCCCAUGCCCAGGCACUUUUCUUCCCAUACUUUUCCCCUCCUGUCAACUUUCCAUUCAUAUUAGGGUGGCCAUAUUUUGAAUCUCGAAAAAGAGGACAUGACUAUGCGGGGCGGGGUUACAGAGUUCGGGUCGAGUGUUUUUCUACGUGCAUCUAACUCAGUCAGUCCAUGUGACACAAACUCAAAAUUUGAUGUUUGAAUUAUGUAACCUCCCCCAGACAAGGUGGGACAGGCCAAACAACCCCCCAAAAAGAGGACAUGUCCGGGUAAAAGAGGACAUAUGGUCACCCUAAUUUAUAUGCUUCCAUACAGCACUCUGUGAACAGGAGCCUUUUCAGCAAUGACCUUCUGCAGCUUACCCCCCUUAUGGAGGGUGUCAGUGAUCAUCUUCUAUACAACUGCCAAGUCAGCAGUCCUCUCCAUGAUUGUGGUUGUGUGAACUGAACCAGAGUGAGAGAAUAAAAGCUCAGUAAACCUUUACAGGGAGUAAGAGUAAUUGGCUGAGUAAAGCUCUUUUCAUGACUGAGAUAACUGACAAGAAACUGGAUGUUUAAUAUUUUGAGAUGGUGGGUUUAGAUUGUUGUGAUCAUGAAGAUUCAAACAAAUAUUUCACUCUUUGUGCAUGAUGAAUCUAAAAUGUUACUAUUUAAGAUUAAUUGUGGGAAAUGUUGACUUUUUCAGGGCAUACAAAUUUUUUGAGCUUCAGUACAUUGCUAUUUUAACAGGACAUGAAUGUUUUUUUUCCUUUUGCUUAAAAAAGAAUACACUUCUUUAACUGCAGCUUUUUAUCUGUUUUCUGCAUAUAACUAAAUACAUGAAAAAAUGUGGGCGCUGAGUUUAUUUUUAGAAUUGUUACCUGUUGACAGGAAGUACCUUGCGCAUGUGGCAGAAACUGUUGCAGAUUGGACAAAAGAGGAAGAGCUGAAGAGAGACGAGAUGCAGUUAAGAAACAGGAGGCCUUCUGAGUCUCUUAUAGGUACUGUAUACUCUAAGCUUAGAUCUCUGUCAAGGGAGGUGAACUCACAGCCUUCCACAUAUAUAAAUAUAAUGUCUAUUUUGUGUCUGAACUAGAGGAAAAGGUCAAAGAUUCUGCAGAGGAGGAGGAGAUCACUUUGGAGCCAGUCAUCAGAAAAGACUCUCUUAAAGUCAGUACACACCGACCACAUUAACACUCACUUUCACUGUGUUUCAUCAUGAUUGCAAUAACUCUUUGGACAAUCCGCAGAAAUGUUUGUACAUGGCUAAAUAAAACGAAAAUCCCUUCUUACUAUGAGAUUCAGAUUGAAAUACAUCUUAUUAAUAGUUACAGAGUGUCACACUUAGGCUUGAUUUAUAUAACAAAUCGCAGAAAAAUGCAGAUCCUAUCACCUAUUUUCCAACAGAACUGCCUUUUUAAAUACAGAUAAGUCCGAAUAUUUUUACUAUAGGGUUUGGUACUAAUGUCUUAGAGGAGGAUGAAUAUAUAUUGCAAAUGUUGUUGAUGUGAACGCUUGUAUUGACAGGAUACGGGUUCGAAAAAAAAAAUGACGUCAGAAAUAAUGGCACGAAAAAAACGGUCCUGGUGUGUAAGGACCUUUAAUCUUAGAAUUCUGACUUUUUUUCUCAGAAUUCGGACUUUUUUUCUUAGAAUUCGGACUUUUUUUCUUAGAAAAAUAAUUUAUAAAAAUUACAUCAAACCUUUUCAUUUUUUUUUUUUAAUUUGUAGUUGCCCUAAUCAUCUUCUACACAUUUCUUACUGGAAUUGAAAUCCAAAAAAGACUGCAGCUCCGUAGGCUUAAAUAAUGUCCAGAUUUUGAACCAGACUUCUUUGUGAAACUGUGCACAUGACAGGCAUGGAAGUUGGAGCAGGAGCGGCUUCAAGGAGAGGAGAUCGCCAAAAAAGCCAAAAAGGACAGUGCUGCGAAAUCUAAGCAGCAGAAAGAGGAGGCCAAGUCAACCAACAACAAGAAAAACAAAGCUUUGACAAGUGGCAAGAAGAGUAGAGCACAGACCACAAACAACUCAGCCAAGACCCCAGGAGAGCCCACUGCUACCACAGAGCCGUCUGUGGAGGGAGAAAAAGAGCAGCAUCCAACAGAGGAGAAGUUCAAUGUGAGGGGACACAAAAUCAAUAACUACCUGAGUAUACGGUUUGAACGUCUAGCAUUAGAGCUGGAACUCGAGCAUUCAAAGUAGAUGAUGACUUCUGUUUGCUGAGAGGUCAUUAUGUGUUUGUGAUGGGUUGUGUUGCUGUACUGGCAGUGUUUCACAGGCUACAGCAUGGAUGGAAAGUUGAUUCAUGUGUCAGGUCAUAUCCAGCACCUGUUCCCUUCAGAUGGAGGUCAUAUCAUUGCGGAGAAUAUCAGCUAUGUUGAAGGUAUUGAGACAAAAUUUGAGAUAGUAGAAAAUAAUCCAAAUAUGCAUGUGUAGAUCAGAGUAAACCCACCGAAACACAGAGAGCAGGCUCUGUGUUUUACUGUUUUACAGCAUGCUCGGUGUCAUAUGGCACAUAUGAUGAGUGAGGGUAUUUAUAAAGUGCAACCAAGCGGUACUACAUGAUAGUGCUGGUGAGAGGUGCUUUUUCAUCCUGCCAUUCAUUUUUCCCUGUUUAAGGUUCCAGCCUGAUGAAAGUGACUGUGAAGAAGGAUGGACAUCAUUUCUGCACACACAUUGACCGCAUUAUUGUUGAUCGAGCACAAUCCCCCUCUCAGCCCCAAGACAAGGAGUCCAAUGUUAAAGAUAUUAAAGGUAAAGACACUCAUUAAGCUACAGAUGCUAAUAUAUAAUUGUACUUUAAUUCAAUAUUAUAAUGAAAUGGAUAAUAAUUUCUAGAAACAAAACUGACCGCGUUUGUGUCCCUUCAGAGUCCGGGCCUGAGGAGAAAAAAGAAGUGAAACAUGGUUCCUUCACAGCAGUUUUAAACAAUGGAGUUCACCUCUCAUACAGUUACUAUGGUCCAACAGGAGAAUACAGAGGUUUUACUCUUAAAUACAUACAAUUACAAGCCUUUGUUGAGCAUUAAAUGGAUAUUCUAGCAUAAAUCUAAGUUAGGGUCAAACACACUGUAACACCAAGUUGGACACCCCACUCGAGAGAUGAAAGAGACUGAGUGCAGCGGAAAAUUUAUGAUUAUUACUUCAUUGAAAUGCAAUCAGACUGAGACGCUAAGGCAGAAUAAUUAACUACCAUGCCUGCUGUGCACAUAAAAGAUAGACAAGAACAUUGUAAAUGUUGUUCCUUAAGCUGCGAAACUGCUGCACUCUGUGAUAGACUUGUCAGGGCUCCCCCGCAAACAAGCGGCUGCUGGAAGAGACUGGGUGAGUUGUGUUUAGUCUCUUUGCUAAAGAAAUCAGGCGCAGCUUAAAAUAUGUUUGGUGCCUAGUGCUAUGCCUGGGAACCUAUAUGUACCGUUGAUGAAGUUAGGUGCUGUUCUGAGCAUUAUUUGGGGCUAUAGUAUGGCUUUUUGGAUGAGGAGACAUAGACCGCUGUGUAUUGCUAUCGUGCGGUCGUCACUAAAGUUCGUACAACAGAGAAGCAAGCUGUCUGCAACAUUCAUCUCUCGAGGGGUUGUCUAACUCGGUGUUCCGGUGUGUGUGACCUUCACUUAGAUUUACGUCGGAAUAUCCCUUUAAUUGAGCCUUUUUGGUAUAAAUAUCCUUUUUAUGUCACAAACUGGUUGACUGUGUCCUUGUCAGGUGAUGUGCUGUCGAGUGACCUGGAAACAGCAGGAGGGUCCCCAGAGACCUCUACUCCUCUUCCCAUCUCACCACCCUCCUCUUCACAACACUCAAAGGUGACUGUGCUGGGUUUGGGUCCAAGGAGGACACAAAGUCAGUCUAGCAACUCCAAUCAUCCUGAGAACAUUUGAUAAAAGAAAUAUAUUUGCACAAAAACAUAGAGCUGCACCCCUCAAAUCCUGUUAUUUAGUUUAACUAUCUUGUCCAUUAUUAUUAAUAUCAAAGUACUGUUUGCUCUGUGCUUAUUUUUAUGUGUUCCUGUGCAGUCGAAGAUAUGUGAAGGCCAGCCGCCACUGACAUCAACUCCAUUUAACAGUCUCAGCCUGUCUCUUCCUAAUGGCCUACUGCUGCAGUUCCUAAGGGAGGAAACACAAGGUCAGUAACACAAUCUACACAAGUCUGACAGUACAAAGGAAGAAGUUUGUGUGGCAUAAAUUUGCCCCUGAAAACCAAGCAAAGUGUUUGAAUAUCAUUAUACAUUUUCCAAUACAUGUAUUUUUAUCUUGUAUGCCUGUCUUUGUGUAUCCAGAUGUGUCGUUAAAGGAGCAAGGUAUUUUGGUGAAACAGAGCUUUCCUCUUCACGGUAGAGGAGUAGCAGGACAGCUUCAAGACCCUUUCCUUUCUAAAGAACUGUCCCGUAUCGUAACCAGCCAAGGAGCUGUUAUCAGACACAUGAGGGAUGGGUCCACCGAGGUAAUAAUACUGCAUGCACAUCCAUUCAGAGACAGUUUACCAGCUUUACUGAUUUGUCUUGAACCACCAUGGCUGUGUCUUUUUACAGUUUGAAGUAGGGCUGGGCGAUAUGGCCUCAAAUCAAUAUCACGAUUAUUGAGCAGUUCACCUCGAUAACGAUAAAUGAACGAUAACUACUCCACAAGCUGCUCACCUCCUCCCACUUUAACUCUGUCUACUUCAGCCGCUACAACGUUUGAACCGUCCUCCAUCUUCUCACCUGUCUUUCCCUCUUUGUUACGGACUGGGGUGGAGUCAUGUCUUAAAGGGACAUGAGACCAUAGCCUACCUACACCAACUUUUAUCUCUUUAUUUUUUUGACACUGAAUAUAUUGACAGGGACAAAAUGACGUCAGUAAUUGUCGUAAAUUUUGGUAUCUGUAAAUUUUCGGUUUAUCGCCCGGCCCUAGCUUGAAGCAAACUAACCACUUGUGCAUUGCAGGUUCUGCCUGCAGAUGGCUCUGUGAGUCUUAAACAAGAUGCUGGCCCGGUUUGGGUUCCUGGCUCUGAUCUUGAGGGGGGAAAUACCCCUCAGGAAAGUGAGGACACAAAGACAGGUAAGAGUCCCCACAAAUAAAUGCAAAACUGUGUUUCCUCAACUUACAAAUGAACAUGAUUGACUCCUUUUUUGAGGAUAUCUCAUCCUUCCUUUGUAUCUGUUGUGUGUUUCUUCACAGAACGGCGCUCAGAGGCGGAGGCAGACUCACAAAGAGGGCUUUGGAUAACUACAACACAAUAUGGAGCUCGUAUCCACACUGUGGGUACAACGCACAAACACAUAACAACCACACCUCUCCUUGUCUUCAAAGCCACAGACCCAAUCACACAUGAGGUAAGGGAACACUCUGACUAUAUGACAUUAGCACUUCUGUUACUGUGGUGCUACAAUAUCACAUCAGAAACAGCUUUUUAGAGUUUGUAAUUGUCUUAAAAUGAUAGAAAAAUUCCUGUUUUUUCUAGGAAUAAAUUAUUGUUUUUGUUUGUGUGUGUCAGGUGAUGUUAAGACGAGAGGAUCUGGUCUCUGUAUGGAAACCUGAUGGAUCUCAAAGUGUGGAACACACGGAUGGAACCAGGAUUACCGGAAACUACCAUAACAGACCACCUAACACAUCUGAACGCCUGCUUUUGCACCCAGGUAACAAGCAUGCAGGGCAUACACGGCAUGCUCACAAAAUACAACACAAAAAUUAGCUUGCAAACAUGAUUUAUCUGACAUAAGCUCCCAUGACUCUUCACUUUCCAGGUAGUGAACACUUUUCAUCUGUAUGUGCAAGUACGGAGGAAGUACAGAUCCAGAACACUAAUGUAGAAACAACAAGCAGCUGCAGUGGAAAGGAAGCUGUGAGCGAGCAUGGGUGUGAUGAAAGAGAAAGUAGCGUGUUAAAGAAUGGUGAAGUGAGCAUGAUGGCAGAGGAGAAUAGUAAGAGGAGUGCAUGUGGCAGCGACGAGGAGAUUUUGGCGACCAAAGAGCGAUUGGUGAUGGUGGAGAAGGAGGGCUGCCCCACAGUGGUGAUGUACCCAGAGCGACACACGGCUCAUGUCUUCUUAGCAGAUGGGACUGUCAUCACUGGGGACAACCAAGGAGCCUAUCAGGUGAUUUACAGCAAAUCUCUCAUUUAUUAUUCAUAUAAGAACUACAUUUUUUUUGUGAGCUCACUUGUUUGUUUGGUUUUUGUGUCUCUUCCUCUAUCCAAGGUGUUCCCGUCCAGUGUAGGUCUCCUACAGAUCCAAAGUGAUGGGAAGUGCGUCUACUCCUCUGACCCACCUGUCACCCCAAGUCCUAAUAAUGGCUCUCCUACAAACCAACCAGGAAGCUACUCCAUGAGUCACACGGACAAAAUGGCCUGUGAUAUUACAGACCCUGAUGGCAACCAUUUCCAGGUCAGUGAAAGAUAGGGGGACUAUAAAUCCUCUUUUACCUGGACAUGUCCUCUUUUGGGAGGCUGUCCGGCCGGGGGGGGUUUAUAAAAUCCUUCUGGGGUUUUGUAUGGAAGCCUGUUUCUGCCAGUGAAAAGGAAAAAAAAAAGAGUAGAUAAAAUAUGUUAUUUUUUUUCUUUUUUUUUUUUAAGAUGAAAAAAAAAAAGGUGAGACAAAAUAUCGUCUAUUUUUUUUUUCAAAGAUGAGAAAUUUUUUUUUAUCUCAUCUUUUUUUGAUCACUGGUGGAAACGGGCUUCCAUAAUUUUGUGUUCGAGUCACCUCGGAAGUCAGAUGUUGUAGCUAAAAAUGCCAUCACACCCGAGUUACCAGCGUUUCAGUUACCAAGUCGGAAAAUAGCAAGAUCGGAGGCAGAAACAAGAUGGCUACAUCAACGAAAGUUAUUUUAGUGCUUGCCUUAUAUUCAGACAAGGCAAGCGCUAAAAUUAACUUAAGUAAAUGUAGCCAUCUUGUUUCUGCCUCCGAUUUAGCUUUUAUUCGGACUUGGUAACUAAAACACUGUUACCUCGGGUGUGACGUCAUUUUCAGCUCGGACUUCUGACUUAUGAGGUAACUUGAACGCAGCAUUUAUCUUCGCAUCACAGACCAUUGUACUUGCUGUACACGUUCAAUGGUUCAUUUGGAAUAUGUGUUUAACUGAGUUAGCGUAUAGAAAAAAACUCAAAAUUUGUAGCAGUGUCCUCUUUUUGAGGAAUUAAAAUAUGGUCAUCCUAGUGAAAUAGAUGAUUUGAAGAUAAUUCAUGUAAAAUUCUUUGCAAGAAAAAAAGUGAGAAAUUACAUCCAGCCAUUCAUUUGAAAAAAAAAGAACAAAAAACAUCUCAACCAGGACAUAAAAGGAACAAAACAAGCGAAAACAAAAAUCAGAGGCGCUGAAGAGUCUGAUUUGUGAAUUUUGGAAUCUUUAAAAUGUGAGAUAACCAGCUGUUCUUGUUUUCUGCAGGUGAUGGAAGACGGGCAGUUAUCUGUGUUGAAUUUAAGUCCUGCUCCCAGCACACUGAAUCAGGAUGAAGAGGAGCUGGAGGAGGAUGAGGACAGAGAAAUAUCUGUGAUUAAUGCAAAACACAGAGAACACUGUCCCAGGUGGGAAAAUACACCUAUGGUCUAAACCCUAGUGUGAUGUUACACUUAAUUAGAGCUGUUUUUCUUAUAACAUCCCCCAGAUAAUCAGCUUUAACCACCAAGAACAAGAAGUCUGCAGUAUUUAUAUGCUUUUGUUGAAUGCAAAAAAAAGAUGGGAAGGCUGUGCAGCUGUGAACUUUUCAAAGAUGUCUUAAAAUGUUUGUGUGAACAGAGCAAGUCAGCAGAAAUGAGACUGCGCUGUAACAUUAACAUUGUUCUGCUGUUUUUUAUGGGAAUGACUCAGAGCUAUGAAAACACAUCUUGUGUUCCAGACUGUUUAUAGUGCAUGAAGAUGGCUCUGGCACUGAACUACUGAGCUCCCAAACUGUAGAGGAACUGCUCUAUCAGGCGUACUCUGACCCUACCAUUGCAGUGCUGAAGGAACCGCUGCCAGACACACAAGGUUCACGUCAUUAUCUUAAAAACUGAGAGACCAAAUCCUCUUGAACUACAAGGCUGCUGCAAAUACUACAAUUACCUUUUGGUUCAAUGCAUUCAUUUUUGUAUUAUGCUGUAAAAUGAGCUAUUUCUGUGGUUGAGUGUAAUACUAUUAUUUUUCUUUUACGCUGUUUCAGAUGAGUUUGGCAUAACCAUCCUCAAGCCCAGCCAGCAGAGUGUGUGGUCCCAGUGGUUGCUAGGGAAACAGAACCCUAACAUUACCCCUCCCAAUCUGAGAAACCGCACCUGGCAUGACUUCCCUAGGACAGAGGUACAGGUACACAUACUCAUUUUGCGUGUAUGAGCAGGGUGAUAACAGAACCAGUAGGGGUGAGAAUCACCAGUGGCCCCACGAUACGAUAUUAUCACGAUACUUGGGCCACGAUAUGAUAUUAUCACGAUACUUGAGUCACGAUACGAUAUUAUCACAAUACUUGAGCCACGAUACAAUAUUAUCACGAUACUUGGGCCACGAUACGAUAUUAUCACAAUAUUAUCACGAUACUUGAGCAGCGAUACGAUAUUAUCACGAUACUUGAGCCACUAUAUGAUAUUAUCUCGAUACUUGAGCCACAAUACAAUAUUAUCACGAUACUUGGGCCACGAUACGAUAUUAUCACGAUACAUGGGCCACAAUACAAUAUUAUCGUGAUUUUUAACAUUUCGCAAUACAGUUAGAUAUUAUCGCAAUUUUAACAUUUUGCAAUACAGUUAGAUUUCUCACGAUUUUUUCAUUUUGCAAUACAGUUAGUAUUGCGACACAAUAUAUUUCGAUUUACACAUUUUUUUUAACUGUUUAGCUAAUUUAGCAUUUGUCUUUCCUUUAUGUUCGUCUUAUUUACGUUGUAUUUUAUUUCAUGUAGCACAUCUUGCAAACUCUUACAACAUCUUACAACAAUUGUUGUACUAACUUUCUCCUGCUCUAUGAUGUCACCGCUGCCAACCUCACUGGACAAACAGUUGAUUUUAUUUUUCCAUUAUGAUAGUUUUGACUUCAUAUUAGCAAUUUAUUUGACAAAUCAAUACUUGGUAAAUGAGACGAUACGAUAUAUCACCUGACAAAAUAUCGCAAUACUAUGCUGUUUUGAUUGUAUCGAACCAGAGCCCAGCGGUGACAUGUCACAUCUGUGUUUUCACUCUUACUCAGGAAAUAGCGCCAGGGUCUCCAUUUGGCACUAACCUUGGAUGGGGUUUGACUCUGAAAGAGACGUGUUCUGGUUUAGCAGCGCAGCAUCAACCUGUCAGGAGCUGCCCUAAAGUCCUGGAGAUCAGAGAACUAUACCAGCACCGACCAAUCACCACUCCAUUCAAGAACACCAUAGAUAUUAAACUAAAGGUAAAACAGACACAAAACUUUGGGUCUUAUGUCAGUUUGCAUGAAUACAUGGGUGAACUGAUAUAGUGGCACCACCCUGGUCAUGGUUGUGAUAUUAAAACCUUUAAAAACACUGGUGUGUGUCUUUGACUGCAGGAAUACAUUGAGAGUCUGAUGGAGAGGGAGCAGCGAUCAGAGGAGAUGAAAAUAAAAGAGCCUCGCACUGAGGAGGAGAUUGCUCGUGCAAGUGAUCUUCUAAACUUAGUCCUGGUCAGUUCACAUAAACACAUAUUCAAACACUCAUACAAGUCAUAAUCAGUACAUUCCCUCCUGUGGAAAAGAGAGGUGUUAACUUACUCUUCCCACACUAUGAUUAAGUACUUGCUCAAAUCCUGCAGAUAGUGCAUCAAUAUUUUUAUUUUUUAUUAAUUGUUAAUUUAAUAGUCUUUUGCAGAAGAAGAGGAGGCUGCUCAAAGCUUUAACAAGAGGACACCAGGUAGAUGGUAUUAUUUAUUCCUGUGUAUGCUGUCAGUGAACAAUAGAUCACUUAUGUGCUUAAAUGAAAAAGCCUCGCUCAACUAAAUGAAUUAUGACUGUGGUCUUGAUUGGCUGAAACCCCUCAACAAUAGAUUCUGUAGCGUUGUUUUGAGGAGGCACAACUUGAGCUCAUGUGAAAUCAAAACAUUCAAAGGAGUUACCUGACUUGCUUUGUAUCUGAUCUUGUGCACCCUGUAAAUUUAUUGUCCUCUGAUUCCUCUUCUGUGUAUCUACAGAGGAUAUAGCCAAUCUGUACAGCCAAGGAGUUGAGGCCCCAACUGAGGUGGACGUUUCAGAAGACACAGCUUCAAUAUCCAGUGACAGGUUGAAUGGAUAAAAUGACAUUACAUGACUUGGACAGUGUAACCUAAUUCAAGGUGUCAGAUUUGUGUAUUUGAACUGUAACGGUAUUUCUUUGAACCCUCUUUUCUGUUUAGUUUGACUGGUGAAACCAAGUCAAAAUGGACAAGAAGACGGGCACAGCACAGGUGAUUGUUUGCUGGUGUCCUAUGCUUUUCUGAGGUUCUUAAUGAAGACUUAUUCACUGCUCACACUACACAAAACAACACUCUUAAAUAGUGACUGCAGCACAACUGAGAGUGCCUCCUAGAUAAUGGACUAAAGUGAAAAAUGAAUGCACCUCCAUGGUUAAAAGAACAUUAUGCUUGUACUAGUAGCCAUUAACUCAUCAGUAAUUUUCUCUGCAUGCACAUGUACAUCAGGCAGGAAAUAUCCGAGGGGCACACGUACAGAGAAGCUCUGAAGAAGAAGAGAGUAGUUCCCUUUUUCCACCCAGAAAAUUAUCCACUAUACCAGGAACUGUUGGUAUCCACCUCUACAGUAAGUACAAAAAUGUCUAAUUUUGCAGAGCCCUCAAUAACAUGUUAAAAACACAACACAGCCAGAAACACAAAAUUGUUACCUGUUUUGUAGCACCAAAGACCAGACAUGAAGAGUUUAUCCAUGGCUCUACCUCCAAUGUCAAAGUCAGACAGUGCUGAGGCCUUCUUAAAAUAUGCUCCACAAGAAACCAGUGAGUUUUUUUACACUGUCAGUAUUGGUCAAGUAAUGCUGAAUUCAGAAUACAAUAAAUGUUUUGUUGUUAUAGCUUGUACAGAGGCACUAGAGAUAACAAAGUGGACUGUAAAGCAACCCUAGACAGUUUAUUGUAGAGAGAUCAGACUGUGUGUCAUACUUGUUCUUGUUCCUGCAGCCCCACGGCCUUUGAACCCAACACCAUCACAGUCUGCAAGGUAAUGAAGGGGAUGUUUUGCUUUGUGUUUCUUCUUCUUUUUUUAGCUUAAUUGCCGCACAUUACAAAACAUCAUCAUAGGUUGUAUUUUAUCAAUUUGGUUUGUUUGUCUAAAUCACUUUUAUGUUGCUGUUGUGACACUUCUUAACUUCUGUGUUUUUUUUUUUUCCUCAGUCGUGCAGCAGGAAGCGGCAGGAUACUUAAAAAGAGACCAACCAAUACAGAGCCUCACACUGCAGGUCUGUAGCCCAUCCUCUAACUAAAGGUCUCUUUUGUUUCAUGAAUGAGUUGAUGGCUGUAUAUUUGUAGAAAUAUAUGUGUGUGUGUUCUCAUGCCAGGUGAAAGCAGACUGAGAGAUUCAUCCGAGCAAACUAAGUCCCUCCUGGUAGACGUGACUGGGAGACCUCGAAGGACUCAAGUCAGACUACCAACUUCUAUCCUCAGCUCGAAACCCUACAGUGUACCAAAUGAACAGGUAUUCACAUUCAUUUAACGAAUCCCAAUAUUUAAGUAGCUGGAGUGGAUUAGUUUAACUCUUAUAUUCUUGUUAUUUGCACUAAAGUCAAAACUUAAACAGUUUGGCAACCAACGAAUCAAAGCCGCAAGUCGGAAAACCAAGAUGGACGCCUGCUGUUAGCCAUUGUUAGCUGUUGUUUACGAUUGUCAGCUGUUGUUAGCCGUCGUCAGUUGUUGUUGGUGGUUGUCAGUUGUUGUUAUGCUACGUUUGAGUUACCUUGGAAGUCAGAUGUCAGAGCUGAAAAUAAUGUCACACCCGAGUUCCCAGCGUUUCAGUUAUCAAGUCGGAAAAAAUCAAAAUAGGAGGCGGAAACAAGCUGGCUACAUCUAUGAAGGUGUCCGAAUAUAAGAAAGGACAAGGAAAGCGCUAAAAUGUUUCCACUUCUGAGUUUGCUCUUUUCCGACUUGGUAACUGAAACGCUGGUAACUCGGGUGUGACGUCAUUUUCAGCUCGGACUUCUGACUUCCGAGGUAACUCGAACACAGCAUUAGUUGUUGUUAGCUAAACCAGUUAUCACAGUAUUUACUCUAACAAACACCAUAGUACCGUGCUCACAGUUUGACGUUGGGCAGUACAACAUAAACCGCUUAUUUACUUACACAAAAAUGAAACAGAAGUGCUAAUAUAUAAUACAUUACGAGAGCUCUCACUUUUACUCUUUACUGUUGAUGCACUGCGCUGCCAUCUUGGAUUAUGACGUUGUCGUCAAGUCGGGGUUGGUGAGGAUUGUCCGACUUUCCGAGUUGGAAAUCCGACUUCAAGGUGAAUUUCCGACUCGGUGCUCAGAAAUUCUGACUUUUGAGUACAACUGGAAUGCAGCGUAAUUAAAUGAAUAUCAUCUAAAUUAUGUAAAAUAUCUUUAAAAACUCUUAAUUUCUUUUAUCAUACAAUCAAUACUUUAAAGGGACCUACAGUUGAAGAGAUGGGGAUACAUAGAACAAAAUGUUCCUGUACUGCAAAUGACCAGUAAUGUGACCCAUUUUACCCCAGUCACACUAUAAUCACACAACAAAUCUGAAAGUACGAGCCCCCUGUUGCCAUGCUUUGUGAACAUCCUGUCUCCUCCAGUUCCUCUCAGUAGAAGAGCCAGUGAGGAUGAAGUGUCGAACUGUUUCCAUGGCCAAUCCAGAUCUCAUAGUACGGGGAUUCCAGCUUCUCCCCUCAAGUGUCAACUUUGGUACAGUGCAGGAAGGCACCUCCACUGCCUUUACUGUGGUGAUGACGAAUGUGGGUGUUGACACCUGCAGGUAAGAAACUAGAUUAUAGAUAAAUGGAAGAAUGAAUUGAAAGACAAACUGAAGAAUGUGGGUUUCUGGGUCAGGGAAAUGAUGAAAUCAUUUUUUUGUCUAGUUGCAACCUUUUUUUAUGUCAUGUAGCACGGGAUGAAGAGCUGGGUGCUGUGGAUGGAUGCAGGCGAUUUGUAGGUUACCUUAGGUCCAAAGGGAAAACUUUGACCUGUCUCUAUUUUUGCUUUUUGUUUCUAUCAGAUUCCAUGUGAAGCAGCCUCCUCUUGCUACAGGCCUGCGGGUCAUCUACAAUCCUGGGCCUGUGAGUUUCAGAUAGUUAACAUAUAUAACUGAUAAGAUUCAUCUUUGUUUACCUAUCAUUUCCCCCAUAUGUGUGGUGGAAUUGACAUUCAAACUUUAUAAGCUGUGAACUGUUUGUUUAGGUGCCUGCAGGUUUGCAAGCCCAGCUGAAGGUUCAACUAUUUGCCAUGUGUGCGACCCAAACAGGAGAGGUAGAGCCAAAAAAAUACAUCUCUCAUGAUAUUGUCAUCAACACUGAGACAGACAUCCUCUACCUGCCUGUCACAGCUAAUAUCCUUCUCAACAGUUCAAGAAAUGCUGUAUGAAGAAAACAAGACCCUCUUUUCAUUUUCAUUUUUAAAUCCAUUUUUUACAGCCUGAACAAAUGGGUACAGAUUAACAACAUUUACAGGCUUAUAGGGGACAGAAAUCUUUUGUAUUACAGCCACAUAUACAAGUAGUCUGAGUGUCUCAUCCAGGUAUGAUUAGAGGAAACCUACAGUGAUGUUAGUCCUUACAAAAUUUCACCCAUCCUUCCGGAGAAGUUAUAUGGCAUUUGGCUCAAAGACCGCAACAAGAAAGGCUUGAAGAUUCGUCAGCAGUCUUCACAGGCCAACUCUCCUCUGACCAGGUCUCCAAAAAGCAAGGGUAAGUACACUGUCUUAUUUGAGAAAAAGCUGAUUUAAUGUAUUGAAAGAAAGCAGUGUCAAUCUUAAAUCCGUCAUUUGUUUUGUAAUUUCAGGACUCCACUAGCUUGAGAGGAAAAAAUCCAAUCAGUUUACACAAGAUACCAUCCUACAACAUUCACCAGGAUCAGUU
Molecule: messenger RNA, 22939 nt
Organism: Xyrichtys novacula (pearly razorfish)
Lineage: Eukaryota; Metazoa; Chordata; Actinopteri; Labriformes; Labridae
Source: the annotation of a GenBank genome assembly